Paramisgurnus dabryanus is the source of this 8870-nucleotide messenger RNA. It is a transcript of the gene ptchd4, whose product is annotated as patched domain containing 4. Lineage: Eukaryota; Metazoa; Chordata; Actinopteri; Cypriniformes; Cobitidae. The record is from RefSeq and is a predicted model, not a curated record. Gene Ontology annotation, cellular component: membrane.
AAUUACUUUUGCAAUAAUUUUAGAGACCAGAAAAGUUCAGUAAGUUAAGUGUUAUCCAGCCUAUUUUAAUAUUGUUUAAUACAUUUCAAUACCACCACACAUUUUUAUGUAUUCUCUAGCAAAUAAAAUGACAGCGUGACAUACAGUAUGGAUAUAUGGAGACCAAUAUCAUGUUUAAAGUACAUAUACAAUGUGUGUAGGCCUAUACAGCAAAAUAUGUUAUGUGAGAUUGUUUUUUUUACUUUGUUUGUUUAAAAUUGUUUGGUGUUGUCGAGACGUGGAUAACCAUACAUUCCCACUUGAAUUCACAGUCCUGCAGAUAUGCAAAGGCACUUUAUCAGCCAACUCUAAAAGACAUUCAACGUUACGAGCAUAUUUUAUUUGGAAAUAAACGUUUUAUCGUUUAGUGAAUGCGUCUUGGUCUUGCGAAUCGGUGUUGCGAAUCGGUCUCGCGCGUGGACCACGGCCCACGAGCUUCAGGAUGACAAAACCUCAUUCAUUAGUAAUCGAGUCGCUAUUUGAAGAGGUGAGUCCACGAUAAGGCUCGGAAGCGCACGAUCUUAAAUCGAGCCCCCACCCUCUCAGAAUUUCCACGUCGUGCGACUCGUGCCCGCUCGCAUCCACACAGCAGCACAUGGUUCCCAUCAAGCCCAUAAAUCAGGCGGUGCAAUAGUCGGAAUUGAGCACACAUGCACAUCAGACCGGGGUUGGCUGCUGUUGCAGCAGAGGACGCGAGAGAUGCGCAGAUCAGUGCUUUAAAAGGGGGAGGGAUGGACGGCUCGAGAUGAAACCAAAAAGCCUGUAUGGUGAUCAAUAUCUGAGCGUUUUGUUGCAUAUCGCCGCAGUACUUUACAGGUGUAUACUCGAGUAUUCUCAUACGGAUUGACUAAAACGGAGCCACAUGUCACAUGUGCUUCAUAGGAAGAGACGGGGCAUCAUCUGCUGCAAGCCGGAUCUGGAGGAGGAUGCUGCGGCAAGUGAUACACAGAGGGUUGAAAUCUUCUUUCUACUGGCUGGGUUUGUUCGUGAGCAGGCAUCCGGUUUUCUUUCUCACCGUCCCCGCGGUGCUGACCAUCAUCUUCGGGUCUACGGUGCUCAGCAGGUUUAAACCCGAAACCGACCUGGAGAUCCUGGUGGCCCCGACGCACAGCCUGGCGAAGAUCGAGCGGAGUCUCGCCAACAGCCUUUUCCCCGUCGAUCAGUCCAAACACAAGCUGUACUCGGACCUGCACACCCCCGGCAGAUAUGGCAGGCUCAUACUGCUGGACAGAUCCGGGGGAAACAUCCUGGAGCUCGCCGAGCAGGUGCUCCGGGUGCACAAGAGAGUCCUGGAUAUGCGCGUCAAUUACAAAGGCUUCAAUUACACUUUCGCGCAUCUCUGCGUCCUGAGCCACCGGGACAAGAGAUGCUUGCUGGAUGAUAUCAUCACCAUAUUUGAAGACAUUCGGUUGGCUGUUCUUUCCAAUAGCACUUUUGCCAAGGUCCCUGUGAGCUAUCCUAAUACGACGUUAAAGGAUGGUCGAGUGUCCUUCAUUGGCCAUCAGCUGGGUGGCGUGGCCUUGUCGGCGAACAGCCGUGACCAACAGGUCAAAUUCGCCCGCGCCAUCCAGAUCACGUACUACCUCCGGAACCUCGGCCCAGUCGUACAGGACAUCAUUGCCGAGAGGUGGGAAAGGGAAUUCUGUAAGCUGGUGCACCAGCUGGCUACGGACAGCCAGGAGCUACACAUUCAGUCUCUCACAUCCUUCAGCUUGUGGCGGGAUUUUCACAAGACGGGAGUGCUGGCCAAGAGCGAGGUUUUGGUCAGCUUGGUUCUGGUCCUCCUGGCUGCGACCAUCUCUAGCUCCAUGCGGGACUGCUUGCGAGGGAAGCCCUUCUUGGGUCUGUUGGGCGUCCUCACCAUCUGCAUCGCCAACGUGACGGCAGCUGGGAUUUUCUUCAUUUCGGAUGGGAAGUUUAACUCUACGCUGCUUGGGAUACCCUUUUUCGCCAUGGGACAUGGAACCAAGGGGGUUUUUGAACUUCUGGCCGGCUGGAGAAGAACCAGAGAGAGUUUGCCCUUCAAAGAGAGAGUGGCGGAUGCUUUUGCCGACGUGAUGGUGUGUUACACCAUGACCAGCUCCCUCUAUAUCAUCACAUUCGGCAUGGGCGCCAGUCCGUUCACCAAUAUCGAAUCCGUGAAGGUCUUCUGCCAGAGCAUGUGCGUAGCUGUCCUGGUGAACUACUUCUAUGUCUUCUCCUUUUACGGUUCCUGUUUGGUAUUUGCUGGGCAGUUGGAGCAGAACCGCUAUCAUAGUGUAUUCUGCUGCAAGAUCCCCUCCGUGGAGUACCUCGACCGUCAGCCCACCUGGUUUAAAACCAUGAUGAGCGACGGUCACGACCUCUCCACGCACCACGACAGCGUCCCGUACCAGAACCACUUCAUUCAGCACUUCCUGAGGGAGCAUUACACAGAAUGGAUUACCAACACUUACGUCAAGCCUUUUGUUGUUAUCCUCUACCUGAUUUAUGCCUCUUUUUCUUUUAUGGGUUGUUUACAGAUCAGCGAUGGAUCCAACAUUAUUAACCUGCUAGCUAGUAACUCGCCCAGCGUCUCGUUUGCGUUGACCCAACAAAAGUACUUCAGCAACUACAGUCCGGUCAUUGGCUUUUACAUCUACGAACCCAUCGAGUAUUGGAACUCCACCGUGCAGGAGCACCUGAAGACGUUAGGCCAGGGUUUUAAUAAGAUUUCAUGGAUCGAUAACUACUUUCACUAUCUAAAGGUCGUCAAUGUCAGCGCAUCAACCAAAAGCGAUUUUAUUAACAUCCUCAAGACUUCGUUUCUCCGAAGCCCCGAGUAUAAACACUUUGUGGACGACAUCAUUUUUUCCAAAAACGGAGAUGAGUAUGACAUCAUCGCGUCCAAGAUGUACUUGGUCGCCAGGACGACCGAAAAGACCAGGGAGGAGGUCGUGGAGCUGCUAGAAAGACUUCGACCACUUUCCCUCAUAAACAGCAUUAAGUUUAUCGUUUUCAACCCGACCUUUGUGUUCAUGGACCGCUACAGUUCCUCCAUCGUCUCCCCCAUCCUCACGUCAGGUUUCAGUGUGUUGACCAUCCUCAUCCUCACCUUUUUCCUGGUCAUCAACCCGCUGGGAAACUUCUGGUUGAUCUUGACCGUCACUUCUGUGGAGCUGGGCGUCUUGGGUCUCAUGACGCUCUGGAAUGUAGACAUGGACAGCAUCUCUAUUCUGUGCCUUAUUUAUACUCUCAACUUUGCCAUGGAUCACUGUGCCCCCCAUCUGUACACAUUCGUACUUGCCACUGAGCACACAAGGACUCAGUGCAUAAAAAUUUCAUUGGAGGAACACGGGGCGGCCAUUUUGCAGAACACCUCGUGUUUUGUGAUCGGGAUAAUGCCCCUUCUUUUCGUGCCUUCUAACCUGACCUAUACGCUGUUCAAAUGCUCCCUGCUCACGGCCGGAUGCACAGUGCUGCACUGUUUCGUCAUCCUGCCCGUGUUUUUGACGUUUUUUCCGCCCUCGAAAAAACGGCACAAGAAAAAGAAACGAGCCAAAAGGAAAGAGCGGGAAAGAGAGAGGGAGAGAGAGGAAAUUGAGUGCAUCGAAGUCAGGGAAAAUCCUGACCAUGUGACCAACGUUUGAAAGGCACGUGCGAGUGCAGGUACAAACAGAGCAGGUCCUGUCCACAAGGGGGCGAUGCCACGCAGCAUAGGUCAAGAAGUGACCAAGUUGUGGCGUUCGCUCUCUCUCUCUCUCUCUCUCUCUCUCUCUCUCUCUUUCUCUCUCUGCUGGGGUGGCACUCACGACCCCAGUGAUCAACAGCAGAGUAAAAACAACCCCACACAUCUUGUGCACCCUUCAUCCAGAACAGUGUAUAACAUCUGCAGCUGCUAGCUUAUGUCGGCCAUUCAUUUGACAGGCUCAAGAAGGUUGUUUAGAUAAAACUAGAUGAGCUAAGACUUACUAUCGAAGGCAUAAAAUGUUUCACUCCAAAAAUUCCAGCAUGAAUCCAAGUAGAGAUCGAACUAAACCUUAUUUCUAGAUCUACACCAUGUAUGCUUAUCUGUAAUGGUUUACUUGCGUUUUGUAAGAGCAGACCCAGUGCUCUUAUUUAGCAACAACAUAAUUACUUUUUUUGAUCAAUCUGUUGUUAUGCACCUCACAUUUUUCCAGCCUUGUGCUUAUAUAAUAAAUCCGAUUCAGACCGAUUCUAUUUAAAAGUAACUUAGUAGCAAUCGGAAGUAGCACUUUUCAGCCUCCAUCAAAUUAUGCAACACUCUCCUAAAAAUAAAAGUUGGCAUGCAUUUAUCAAAAUAUCCUGUAGCAAAAUCUAAUAGUAUGUUUGACAUUUCUCCUGUAGCAGUUAUGUAGACAUAUUAACUGAGAUUAAAAUUAAUGCAAACUCACAAGGUGACAAAUAUUUUCCAUUAUUAAUGGACGAUAACAAUAAGCUGAAUAGGGUGCUUUUUAUUUGUUUAUAUUUAAUUUUUUUUUAUUCUGUCAAGUUUGACAUUUAGGUGCAAUUCAGACGAAUAUAUAUAUUUUUUUCUCUUCAGAUUAAACAAACAGGGUUGUGUUGACAAAAGGUGCUUUCUGUAAACACCGCCAAUAUGACAUCACUAAAGAGUUUUACCUGUAUAUCCCAUUUUUAAAAAGAUUUACUAAAACACCCAAGCUUCUCAUUCACGAGAUAAAAGAUGUGUAGCAUGUUUUAACGCUGCAUUAAUACAGUUUGUUAGUUAGUUAGUUUGUUUACUUGCUUGUUUGUCACCAAAUCGUAAACUUGCUUAAACUGAAACACAAAAAAGACAAUGAAUUUUACUUUUUUACUGUUAUUUUUUUGCAAAGCGAUUCACUGAUGGAUGUUGUCUAAAAUGUGUUGAAUCACAUGGGAAGUAUUGUUAUUUUAAUGUAGCAUGUGUUUUGUCUGUAUUUGUUUGUUUGUUGUGCGUUUGUGGGGAUAAGCAAUGCAGAUGAUAUACACUGUGUUCACGCUGAAGAAGAUAUCUUGCACAAAUCGAUAAAAAGAUGGUGGAAAAGAGUGUCUGUUAUGUCAAAAGUGUUUGCAGGCGUAUUAGAUAUCACAUCACACAAUGUUGUGUAUUAGCAUAGUAGGCGAGUUGUGAUCUAUGGGUCCUAAAGUACUGACAUACAGCACCACCUGUUGUUUGCUUGUGGGGUAAGAGAAUACAAAUGGUAAUGUAGAAAAAAAUGUCUUCAUUGAUCUUGCACAGAUAAAUGAUUUCAAUGCUCUGCAGAGAUGGCAAAAUGAGAUCCUGAAGUCUCUUAAUGUUUUGAUAAUCACAGAUUAAAAAUAUUUCGUAUAAAUAUUGAUUCAAACUCUAAUUGUCCUGAUUAACAUAUUGGAAUAAACAGUGCAAUGCCAAAUCAAACAUGCAGCACAACUGGUUUUGUGCCUUCCAGUUCCUAGGGUGUUGAAAUGUAUGCCUCAACAUAGUGUAGAUCGCUGGCCAAAAAUUGUGGGAAAAUCCAAGCGGCAUGUAUACCCUACACAUUUUAUGAUCAUUCGACUUUGCAAACUUUAGUUUUUUGUGUGUGUGUGUGUGUGCGUGUGUGUGUGUAUGACAUGUGCUAGCCAGAGCCUUAUUGAUCCAGUUUAUUCACUGGCGUCAUUGUAAAGUCAUUCCAAAGGCGAAGGGUCUUUUGUUGAAGUUUUUACUAACCAGAGUUUACUUGAGAGGUUGAGAUAAAUGGACCAAAUGUUUGGCACAGUCUUAAAGCAGAUUUGCAUGGGAAAAGAGAGAUAAAGUCCAUUACAAUCCACAAUUGGUUCGCUACAAAAUGCUUCAUUAACAGAUGCUGAGCUAAUGCUUUUAUAGACUAUUUAAGGACAAAAAGUUACAGAUAUCGGGUACCACUUUGUUAGAUGCAACAUUCCAAUCAAAACAGGUUUCAUUAGUAUUAGCUACUGUAAUAAACGAUUUAUGUGUACAGUAGUGUCUAAAAUGAUGACAUUUCAUGUUUUGUAAGAGCCAUUAAAUAUUUGUGUUGGAAGGGGGCAUGGACAUUAAAAAUACUAAGGUAAGAGAUACAUAAUGAAAAUUAUGAAAUUCAUAUUCUUCCCAAAAUGACUGUGUAUGCAUGUAUGUACGUAUGCAUGCAUUUGUGUGUAAUUUACUUUUUUGAGCUGUAGAGAUGCUCAAGUAGACUUUUUGAUUUAAUGCAUUCUUGAUUCCAUCUCGAGGCGUAUAUGUUUUGCAUUUUUUCUAAGCCAGUAGGAAAAAUAAUGAAUUGUAAAAUAAAUGUAUAAAUGAAUUUUCUAUUUUUUUUUAAAGAAAUGACAGAUAAGCGUUUUUAAAAUGAGUCAAGCAAUAUAAAAACAGAUAAGGUUUAAGCUGGUAAUAUGGAAUGUGUUUUUGCAUUGUCAGCAAAUCAGUUUUCUCACUACAUUAUAAUAGUUUUCUUAAUUUAAAAUAUCUAUAGCCUAUAUACAACCACACUGUAAUUAUAUAGGAUACAGUAUCUCACCCUGCUACAGUAAUACAGUAUGAUACGGUAAUCCAUUUCUUCAUCGGUGGCCAAAACUGAAUCAUAAUUAAAAAUCUAAUUAUAAUGCAAUGUAAUCAUAGGUGUAGAGACUUUGUAAGAACUUAAAUAUGUUAAAACAUUAAAUAACUACAGUAUGGUGACAAUUCAGGACACUUAAUGAAGUCAUAAUAAUUAUGUAACCCAACACCAAAUAUAUUAUAUCUGCAAAACGACUUAUAUAUUUAGUUAUAGCGGCAUAGAUAAAAAUCUGUAUACUGCUUUUUUUGUUGUGAUGCAUGUUCUCCAAUCGGGCCAUAAAUCACUUAGCCGACAUCCUUAUUAUCUGCUUUAUUUAACUUCAAUGUGGCCCACAAAUCAAAGUCAACACAAAGUCACCAACGUUUUUAGCGAAACUACUGACUUCAGUUUUCAGGCAAGCAGCUAUAUUUUCUAAGGACCAUAAAUCAAAUAUGCACUUUUGGGGCUCCGAUGUCUUUGACACAAGCAUCUUAGAUUUCGCCAGCUAAACUGAUUUAAUAUCCAAGUUAUUUUCAUUAAUACUUGUCCGCAUAUUUUAUUACAAAGGGGCCACAUGUGAGCCACAUGUGAGCGAUUGCUUUUACAUGGUCAGAUGUGAAACACAUACUAUAACCUAUUGUACGUUGCUCUGCGAUCUCUGUAACAUUUAUACUCUGUCAUAAGUGGACAUGAUAUCCACCGUGUACAGCAAACCAAAGCAUAAAUUUGCAGUGUAGAAAACGUUUAAAGAUUGGGCAAUGCACAAGUCAGCAUUUUUGGACACAGAAGUUGCAGGAAUUUCAUUGCAUUAGAUAACAAAAUUUGAAACUAAGUAGCGUCUGCAAACAAAUGUUACUUGAGCUUGUGAGGUAUUUUAUUACCUGUAACCAGCUAAUCCCAAGAGAAGUAUAAUUUGCCUCAAAUAAAGUCUCAAAAUGGCAGGGUUGUUUUUAAGCCAUGUUUGGAAAAUAUUGGACAGAACACACCGCUAAUAUUGAUGCAAUGCUGGGUUGUUUUAACCCAACUGCUGGGCUAUUAUAACUAAGGUUGGGUCGAUACCAGUUUUUCAUGUCUGAUACCGAUGUCGAUACCACAGCCUGGAGUAUCUGUCGAUACCGAUCCAGUACCAUCUCUAUCGGCCUUUUAAUCAAUUAAGUUGCAAAUAACACAUUUGUUAGCCAUACAAAAAGCUUAAACAGAGCUACAGAACUCAAACAUUUAGCUGUGCAACAAAUGACUGUGCAAAUUCAAGACUCAAUGAAACAUUGUGCAAUACUGCUGCUUUAUUUUUAUUGAAAUGUUUUAAACAGACUUGUAGCAGAAUUUUUAGUUUGUCAGCACAAAAAUUAUUUAGACAAUUUAAAGUUAAACUUUGUGCAAAUUCAUGUUGCUUAGCAAGUUGUGGUUUACGCCAAGUUGUCACGACAUGGUCCAUUUUGGUAUUGUACUCCCCACUUCUACAAAAUUCGAUCUGGCCAUUUUCGCCAAUAUCGGACUAAUAUCGAUACGGAAUACCGUACUGGCCCACCCCUAAUUAUAAUCCAUGGUUGCAUAACAACAACCCAACAUCGGGUAAUUUUUAACCCAUCAUGUGUUCUGCCCAAUAUUGACUCAUUAUAGGUUAAAAUAUAUUUUUUAUAAAUGCUGCUUGGUUUGGUAGUUUGUUAUGUUACAUAUUGCAAGUAGUGUCAGUGAGGGAUUUUUCCAUUUUGUCACAACUCUUUUGUUUUUAGGUCAGAGUUGGCUGUGUUUAACUCAUUCCCCGCCAUUGACAAGAUAUCUUAUCAAUUAAGAGAAAACAUUGGCCUGAAAAAACGUGUUCCUAAUGAGUUUUUAUGGUUAUCUGUAAUACCACGCACUUACCCAAUUUAUAAAAAAACUGAAGCAAAAAAAUAUUUAUUAAUUUUACACUACUUUUAUCUUUUGAUUAUUUUUCUGAAUCCGAUCUUUAACAAAAUAAAAAAAAUCCAAUUAUUUCAGCUUUUUGCAAAAUUUUUUGUAUUUUUGAAGAAAAAUACUCCUAUUUAAAAGUUUAUGAACAGAGAAAAAAAUAAAGAUAGGAUGAAGCGGUUUUCCCCGUUUUGUUUGUUUAUUGUUUGUUUGAAAACAGAGGGUCUGUUCUUUUUUAUUUGAUAUAUUUGUGUGUUUAUAUAUAUUUAGAUGAAAAAUGUUCUUCUAAAAUUUUCCACAAAAAUGCUGCAAACUUUUUUUAAAAAGGCUGGCGGGGAAUGAGUGUGUGUAUGUAUGUAUGUAUAUAUAUAUAUAUAUAUAUUAUGGCAGCAUACACACUGCAAAAAAAUGACUUUCAAGAAAAAAAUAUUAGUAAUUUUGUCUUGUUUUCUUGUUUUGAUGAGCAAA